Molecule: messenger RNA, 2181 nt
Organism: Cyphellophora europaea CBS 101466
Lineage: Eukaryota; Fungi; Ascomycota; Eurotiomycetes; Chaetothyriales; Cyphellophoraceae
Exons: 2
Coding region: 1-2181 (726 amino acids)
Molecular function (GO): protein binding
Source: RefSeq, a predicted model, not a curated record
AUGGCGACAAAGUCGAAAUCUGUCAACGAGAGCCGCAGCCCGCAGGUUUCCCGACCCACUCCUAGAAAUUCGAGAACAUUCACAAGCCCUCGCAAACCCGACUCCCAUACCCGCUACACCGACAACCCUCCUCCUUACCAAUCCAAGAUCCGCCGUUCUACCUCUUUUACUUCGCCACUCGAACUCGGAGACCCUUCCGUGUUGACCCAGCGGCCCGAUCGUCUCACCAAAAACAACCUCGAAGCACUUCUGAAAGAGUUGGACUUGGAGAAGACGCCCCACGUCCCAAACUCUGCAUCCUCUAGCGCUGCGGGCGACCCAGGACCGACAAUCCGGCAGGCUUCCAGUACUGCUCGUAAGGCUAUGCCGAAGACAAACUUCAAGUCCCCAAAAAAGUCGGAUAAGAAAAAGUCCAAGCCAGAUCCUGACUCUCACCCUCUGAAUUCAUACAUUCCCUCCGCAGCGAUGUCACGCGAGGAUGCUCGCUCAACUCCAAUGGAGGUCGAUAGCGAUCCACCUACCAUGAACGGCUCCUCGCAGCCUCCUACACCCUCGCAUGACGCUCCAGGCGCAUUCCCCGGUGAUGACCCUGCCGGUCGCGAAGAGAAGAGUCCUACACCCCCUCCGCAUCGAGUGCAGCCUACGCCAAAAGUCGACCCCGAAGCAUGCAAAGCUGCCGGCAACAAGUUUUUCAAGGCUAAAGAUUAUGACCGUGCGGUGCAAGAGUAUACCAAGGCCGUUGACGCGGAUCCUUCAAACGCCACAUAUCUCUCAAACCGUGCAGCCGCCUACAUCUCAGCAAAUAAAUACGAUUUAGCGCUAUCGGACUCAUUACAAGCUAACAGACUUGAACCCAGUAACGAGAAGAUCUUGCAUAGGCUGGCCCGAGUAUAUACUUCGCUAGGCCGGCCACAAGAUGCCCUUGACACUUACUCUCGCAUUCAGAAUGCCUCUUCUACCGACACUGCCGCUGCUCGCAAGGCUUUGUCGUCGAUAGAGGUUGCCGAGAAGCAGAUCGAGGCGGAAGAUGGCAAUGGCAACAUGGCGUUAUGGAGCAUCGAUCAAGCGAAGCAAACGCUCGGUUACGACACACCCAUGCCUCGAAACUGGCAAGUUCUACGGGCAAAGGCUAAUCUCAAGAUUGGCACCAUCAAUGCUCUCGGAGAGGUCCAAGGUCUCACCCAAGGCUUGAUGCGUCAGAAUCCGAACGAUGCUGAGGCUAUUGUUCUAGCGGCUCGUUCUUUCUAUCUGAAGGAUGAAAAGUUGGGUGGCAAGUCAGACUACGAUCGAGCUGAGCAGUACUUUCGCCAAGCUCUCUCGCUGGAUCCUGACAACUCCGAUGCGCGAACCUGGCUACGGACGAUGAAGAAACUUGAUCGCGCUCGCAACGAGGCCAAUGACAUGUUCAAAAAGGGUCGCUUCUCAGAUGCCGUUGACAUGUAUACUGAUGCUGUGAAGAUCGACUCGAAGAAUCGCGUCACAAACGCCAAGCUCAUCUGCAAUCGCGCUCUUUGCCGGAUGAGGCUCAAGGAGUACGAGCUCGCCCGAGACGACUGCGACCAGGCAUUGAAGCUCGAUCCUACCUACACCAAGGCUAAGCGAACAAGAGCGAAAGCUACUGGUGAAUCAGGCGAUUGGGAGCAAGCCGUAAAGGAUCUCAAGGCUCUGUCAGAGGAGAAUGCAGGAGACCACGAUAUCGCCAAAGAGCUACGCAACGCUGAGCUCGAGCUGAAAAAGUCCAAGCGCAAGGACUAUUACAAGAUUCUUGGUGUAGACAAGGACGCCGGCGACAAGGAUAUUGAGCGUGCGUACAAGAAGAAGGCUGCUCUCUAUCAUCCCGACAAGACCCAAGGCGACAAGGAGAAGGAAGCCAUCUUCAAGGACUGUCUCGAAGCCAAGGAGAUCCUGACCGAUCCCCAGAAGAGAACCAUGUAUGAUCAAGGUAUCGACCCCAACGAUCCCACGAGCGGUAUGGGUGCUGGUGGCGGCGGCUUCCCCGGAGGCAUGGGCGGAGCUGGAGGUGUGCAGAUCGAUCCCGAGAUUCUCAUGCAGAUGUUUGGCAGUCAGAUGGGUGGUGGAGGACGUGGUGGAGGAUUUGGCGGUGGUGGAAUGCCACACUUCUCCUUCCAGCAGGGUGGUCCUGGCGGUAUGGGUGGCGGACGAGGUGGCUUCCCGUUCUGA